UCUGACCCUGACUGAUCUUAGAAACAAUGUAAACAAACAUGGCGGCUCCCAGUGGUUUAUUGAAUGGAUGAGGUGACAAAUCUAAUCACUGCCUGGUGAAGACAAGGAGACUUCCAGCAAGCCUACACGGCCAGACAUCUAGACGAGCGGGAUAGAGAGAAUGGUGUUAUUUCAGAAUAUCAACGUGGGACAGAGGGUGGAGGUCAAGAUCAACAACCUGAUAUUCCGGGGGGUGGUCAAGUACAAGGGCUCCGUGGUCAACAAGCAGGGAGACUGGGUGGGCGUGGCCCUGGACAGAGCAGUUGGUGAGAACGAUGGGAUGGUCCUCGGGAGGAGGUACUUUCAGUGUCCUCUGUACCACGGCGUGUUUGUCAGGGCUAACAACGUCCGGUUCAUCCCCUUAAUUAGAUGUUUAUACAAUAAGUAUCGUAAGGUAUCGGACAGAUCUUAUGUAGAGGAGCCACUGUUCAGCACAAGUGUGGCCACUCCCGACCCCUCGGUCGUGACCAGUCAGUACCAGGAUCAGGCAAGGGGAGGGUUCGCCUUUGACGAUUCCCUGUUCAGCGCCAAACGUUUCCCCCUGCGGCACUCUGUCGGCAACCACAUCCCGGCCGCCACCAUGCGGCGCGCCAAGACAGCAAUGGCGUCUUUCCGGUAUUUGACGAGCCCGAUCCACAGCGAGUACGAUGUGGAGGAGGAGUUUAUCUCGUCCCCCGCCGUCCCCAAGACCCACAUGCCUUACUCAGCCCUCCGGCGGCAGGUCAGGCGGGGGUGGGAGGGCACACAUUACGUCAGAGAGAUGAGCGUCGGAACAGGAAGAGACUCCAUUAAAUUCUCCACGUGGAACGAUAUCUCGCCCUGAUUCCCCGACGGUUCCCAAUUUUACAAAGUGAUGUUUUUUAAAAAAUUCUUUAAAUAUUUAUUUAAUUUUUUUUUAAACUGGUGUCUUGCACUCAGUUUUUUAUGGCUAGAUUAGUGUUAGUAAUUUUAUUUACACAGUUUAAUCAUGCAUCGAAACCGACGAUAUUUUCCCAGUAAAUGUAUAUGAAAUGUUACUUGGUCUAGUCGAAAAAGUAUAUUGCGCAACUGUGAUAUAUUCUAAAUAUACGUGUAUUUAAUGGUUGGUGUUAAGCAUUUUUUAUUAGUUAAAUUGCCCGACUUUUUUCAUACACAAUCAUGGAAAUUUGUACAAAAGUAUUUCAUGACGAAAGCUUAUAUUCAUACAUUCAGGUCGGAGUAAAUCAGUACAUAUAUUUUCUUGACAUCGCAUGACAUUGAACAAUAUAUACGUAAUCACAAUCAAAUGUUUUAAAAUACUGCUCUAUAUUUCAGUCCACUUUUGAACGGAUUAGAAAUAAUGAUGACCCCAAUUUGAUUUUGUGUCUGUUGUAAACUCACUGCUGACAUCGAUACAUUGUUUCAUUAAUAGCCAUAUUUCAGCUCACGAUAUAUAUAAACUUACACUGUAUAAUAAACAUACACGGUUACAGUAUGUAAGUAUACAUGUAUAUCUAUAUACUAGUCUGUGAAGAUACUACACGUGCUUUAUGUUAAGAAUGCAUAUGUUUAGCAUACUAGUAUACAGAUGACAGAUGUACAAUUUGAAGACAUAUAUAAAUCCAUUGUGAUUAGAAUAAGAUUCUUCACUUAAUAUGUAGACAGUGCUUGAAAUAUGCAGUUUUUUGAUUAUGCAUACGUAAAGCAGAUUUUUUUUUUAUUUUCCACUGAGCAAAUAAAGAAAACAGAGAUAAAAAAGGC
Molecule: messenger RNA, 1758 nt
Organism: Magallana angulata
Lineage: Eukaryota; Metazoa; Mollusca; Bivalvia; Ostreida; Ostreidae
Exons: 6
Coding region: 161-862 (233 amino acids)
Biological process (GO): cytoplasmic microtubule organization
Cellular component (GO): nucleus; cytoplasm; microtubule plus-end
Molecular function (GO): microtubule plus-end binding
Source: RefSeq, a predicted model, not a curated record